Molecule: messenger RNA, 783 nt
Organism: Candidula unifasciata
Lineage: Eukaryota; Metazoa; Mollusca; Gastropoda; Stylommatophora; Geomitridae
Source: the annotation of a GenBank genome assembly
UUGAUCGCUGCUGCUUGUAUUGGCGGCGGGGCGGUGCUCAUAAUCGGCCGACCAGUGUAUGGAAGCUCCCUGGAGUUUCUCCGGAAAGACCUCAGCGUGUCUGCAGCACAGAUAGGCAACAAGAACUUGAAUGUCAACAACUUGGAUGUAACUUUUAUUACCGUCCCUCUUGGAGUCAUCCUUCUUAUAUUUGGAGUUAUUAUCGGAACAUUGUGUAUUCUCGGCAUUAUUGCAGCUUCUGGCCAGUUUUAUAAGUUUAUUAUCGUGUAUUUGGUGCUAUUAGCUUGUGUCUUCUUCGCACAAGUGGUUAUCUUAAUAUGUGUAUAUAUUGAUAGAGCGCCUUUUGACAGCACAGUUAAGCGACUGUUGAAAAGUUCCUUGUCGUCUUUCACUGACAUUAACGGAGAAGACAGUUUCACUCUUGGGUGGAACGCUGUCAUGUCCUACUUCAAGUGCUGUGGAGUAGACGGGUAUUUAGAUUUCAGCAUAGCCGGGUAUCCAAAGAGCGUCAUGCCUGGCCCACAUGUGGCCGUUACGCCUCAGAUCUGCUGUAUUGACAAAACCGUUGGUGACUGCGUAGAACAAGCAAAAUACGCUACCAAAACCUACUACAAGUAUGGCUGCUACGAACACAUCUGGGACUAUGUCACUUCUGAGACGGGACUGAUUAUAUUUGGCGUUUAUUUUAUUAUGCUUCUUGAAUAUCUCUGUCUCUUCUUUGCUUUGUGGUUGAUUUGCUUGCGACGAAGCAUGGGCAUCAGCAAAGUAAGCGACUAUCAAUAG